AUGACUUCUCACUCUACCGUACCGUCACCCACGUCUCGAAACAACAUGGGACCAAUUGAUCUUCCUCUGAAUUAUGAUAUGUCACGCUUCUACAUGAAUUUCCAGUCUCCACCUCCUGUAUCGGCUGCAAUGCUGCGUCAGGGCCAGGCGACUCCUCCAAUGUCAGAUUUGGGUGAUUCCACCGAAGACGACUUUGGACUUGACUGCACAUUCUAUUCCCCUCCAGUAUCGGCAACAAUGUCCAGCCAGGGACAAUUGACUCCUCCAAUGUCCAUUUCAGAUCUAGAUGGAUACACCGAGCAUGAUUUUACGACAUUUGAUUGCACGCUUCCUGCCGGAAUGACUCCCAGCAACGGAAAGUUCUAUCUUCAAGAAAAGAGGCGUAUGCAAAAUCGGGAAGCGCAGCGUCGAUUCCGUGCCCGCAAUCAGAAGCACAUCAAAGGUCUACAGAAAGAGCUGAACGAUUUACGCGCGGAGAACACUAAAUUUCUGGAGGAGAACAACAAAAAGGACGAAGAAAUCUCUCGUCUGCAGAAGAAGAUCAAAGAGAUGAAUAGAGAGACCAAGGACAGCAUAGAGUCAAUGGAGACAGAUACAAAAAUGGACAGCGACAUGCCAGCACGCUGCCAGUGUUGGACACGCAACGGAACCCUUGCGCGAUUUCGACCCACAGAUCUCGUAUGCAGAAAGACCUCCAUGCCGGGGUCUCCUGACAGCACAGGAAAGGAGGAUGAUUGUCGGUCAGGCUACGGUAUUGUCAUGGAACUUGUCCCCGCAGAUCGCAGACACUCCGAACACACUUAUGAGUCCUUUCGUAAAAGAUUGGAAGCAAAGGCCGGGGAUGAGUCUGAAGAGACGCCGGAGACCACCGAUAAUGACCGAAUGACCGCCAAUGAGCCGGAGGGGGAGUACUUUUUGCUUUCGCCGUUGACUGUACACUAA
Molecule: messenger RNA, 942 nt
Organism: Talaromyces stipitatus ATCC 10500
Lineage: Eukaryota; Fungi; Ascomycota; Eurotiomycetes; Eurotiales; Trichocomaceae
Exons: 3
Coding region: 1-942 (313 amino acids)
Biological process (GO): regulation of DNA-templated transcription
Molecular function (GO): DNA-binding transcription factor activity
Source: RefSeq, a predicted model, not a curated record